Messenger RNA from Rhopalosiphum padi (bird cherry-oat aphid), 1446 nucleotides. RefSeq lists its product as uncharacterized. Lineage: Eukaryota; Metazoa; Arthropoda; Insecta; Hemiptera; Aphididae. The transcript has 5 exons. Bases 216 to 1154 code for a protein of 312 amino acids. The record is from RefSeq and is a predicted model, not a curated record.
GUGUGUUAUUGUUUUAUCGCAGUGAUGUCUAUCUAGUAGUAUGAGAUCGUACUGAUGCAUACAAGCUCCCGCAGUAUACCCAUAACCAGUGUACUCUACGGCGAUGCUUACAAUUUAAAUGGUUUUUACAUAAUAAUAAUCUGGGCUGUUCGUUAGCUACAAUAAUUUAUAUUUUCGGCGGGUGGGCGGUAUACGUUGUGUUUCCAAACUGCGAAAUGAAUAACGAGACGUUAUUGUCCGUCUUGAUCACUGUCGCUUGUGUUCAACAGACCGGCACCGACCGGUCGUCGUUCUGCUCGCGGCAUUUGCAUCGGCCGCGACACGAAUACCACCUGACAAAGGAAUGCACCACUUCCAAUAUGCGGACGGUUGCAUCGUCGAAUGCGACGGAAUUGGAGUCUUGCGCUCGAUUGGCUGCGACGAAAAACGCUUUCGCAUUCACGUACGCUAACUUCACCGAAGGUACAGUAUCCAUAUUGAGUUCCACUUGCAAUGUUUUUGAUUGCCCAGAGUUCCACCCGUUUCUACUCACUGCUAAUGCAUCGGUGUACGACUAUUAUAGCAUGUACUCAAAACCCUUGCCUAGUGAAAACUAUACUUGUGCACCUGGCCUUGGUGUAUUCGAAUUGGUGACGAAUCAUUUGAACUUUUCUAACGCAAUGGUUGCGUGUGAGGACGUCGGCGGCCAUCUUGCAAACGUCGUAUCCGAUUCUCGAACUUCAUUUUUGUCCGCGUUGGUAUCGUCAGAUUUGAAGAACAAAACUAUUAACAACCGCAAAGCGUUUAUUGGAUUAUUUUUUGAAAACGACUUUGUCACCAUCACAGGGGAACCGUUGAGUUGUUUGCCGUUUAGGGCAUGGGCGCCAGGUCAUCCAAAAUCUGGUAGACCGAAGAAAGAGUGCGUGGUUCUCACGGGCAACAGGUAUUGGGAAACAGAAGACUGUUCGAAGAAGUUUCCCUACAUUUGUGAACUCGUGCCAGAUGGUCCACUGAGCCUUGUGGAACGGUACUGCGCGCCUAUAAACAACAUCAAACGUAGAAAAAAUUGUAUUUUACGUAACCACAAACAAUUUGAACAAAUAGAGCAAACAAAACAACAAUGCAAUGGCAUUAUCAACACAAACAAAUCAGUAGCCAUAAAUGACAACAAUUAAGUUGUGAAUGACAACAUUACACAAAAAGUUAUGUCAACAUUGUACAGGGAUGAAAUAUCAAACUAAAGUUAAAUUUGCAAGAAUUAAUAACAAUAUAUUUAUUAAUGUAUACACCUAAAAUACUAUUAAUAUAAAAUUAGUUAAUUGCUUUUGGUAAAAUAAAUAUACUCUAAAAGUAAUAUAAAAUUUAGUAGUUUUGGUCUUCCUUUUUUUUUUUGAAUAAAUGUUAUCAAUAUUGAUACAAAUUAUCAAUUUGGGUUUUAUAUUUAUCAUAUAUUUCUCUUCUUUUGAU